AUGAGGCAAAGCAUACCGAAGUCACAAGUGCAAAGAACGCGAACCUCCCGCCUACGAUCGACUCCGCGCAACUUCCAUAACACCUCCAGGUUACGUGAUGCGAAGAACGUACCGAGGGAGCCUCUACCAAAAGAUACGAAGGCCGCAGAGCCACAGGGUCUGAGUGCUCGUUUAAAAAAGCUGUCUAGAGAAUAUGGCUGGUCUGCCGUAGGGGUCUACUUGGGCCUGAGUGUUCUGGACUUUCCCUUCUGCUUCUUGUUGGUUCGGAUAGUCGGAACGGAAAAGAUUGGCCAACUUGAGCACUUUAUUGUCUCGAAUGUCAAAAAAGCGAUACCGCAGAGCCUCGUGGACAGAUGGCACGAAUACAAGAGGGCCUUAAAGCAGUCAGAAACGGAGACCUUCGGCAACGAUGAGAUGAGCGAACAUGUCGAGAUGGCGGGCUGGGGGGUUGAGGAAGCUGAAGCGCGAAACAAGGCUGAAGCCAGUCUGGGUACGCAGCUCGCGCUGGCCUAUGCCAUCCAUAAGAGUUUCAUUUUCGUUCGUGUGCCUCUAACUGCGGCGGUGACACCCAAAGUCGUAAAGGUCCUCCGCUCGUGGGGCUGGAAUAUCGGCAAGAGGAGGCCAAAGGUUAGCAAGAAGUGA
Molecule: messenger RNA, 642 nt
Organism: Pseudomassariella vexata
Lineage: Eukaryota; Fungi; Ascomycota; Sordariomycetes; Amphisphaeriales; Pseudomassariaceae
Exons: 3
Coding region: 1-642 (213 amino acids)
Cellular component (GO): mitochondrion
Source: RefSeq, a predicted model, not a curated record